AUGUCUGAACAGAAUUCAGUAGUAAAUGCUGAAAAAGGGGAUGGCGAAAUAUCUUCAAAUGUAGAGACUGCUUCUUCAGUCAAUCCGUCUGUGAAACCACAGAAUGCUAUUAAAGAAGAAGCUAAAGAGACAAAUGGUGAAGAUCAAAAAUGCAAAGGGCCAGAAAACGCUGGCAGUACGGCAGAAACAAAAGAAACAAGUAACGACGCUACCAACGGAAUGAAAACGCCCGAAGAAACGGAAGAUACAAAUGACAAACGCCAUGACGAUGAAGGUGAAGAUGGAGAUGAAGAUGAAGAUGAAGAUGAAGAUGAAGAUGAAGACAAUGGGGACGAGGAUGAUGAGGACGUGGAUAGCAGUAGUUCCGAAACCAGUUCCGAAGACGGGGAAGAUUCUGAAUCAGUCUCAGGGGAAAGUACUGAGAGUAGCUCUGGAGAAGAUGAAGAAUCUGAUGAAAGCGAUGGAAAUACAUCAAACAGCUCCUCUGGUGAUGAAAGCGGGUCAGAAGAAGAAGAAGAAGAAGAAGAAGAAGAAGAAGAAGAGGAAAAUGCUGGCGAACCAGCUAUCGCUCAUCAAGAUAGUGUUCCCACCAACGAUUCUACUGCCCCAAGGUCUACCCAUACGAGGAACAUAUCACUAUCUUCAAAUGGUUCGAACACAAACUCAACCAUAAUUUUAGUGAAAACUACGUUGGAGACAAUUUUAAAUGAUAAGGACAUUAAAAAGAAUUCGAAUGCUCAGAAGGCUAUCGAAAGGACAUUACAAAAAUUUAAGGAAUUUGAUCCGCAAACCACGAAUAACCCACAUUACGUGGAUUCAAUACUAGUAUUCGAAGCACUAAGGGCAAGCUGUCGUACCAAAUCCUCCAAAGUUCAAAGUUUGGCUUUAGAUUGCCUGUCAAAAUUGUUUUCUUUUAGAUCGCUAGACGAGACCCUGUUAGUGAAUCCACCCGAUUCUUUAGCCUCUAAUGAUCAACGACAAGAUGCUGCCGAUGGAAUAACGCCGCCUCCAAAACAAAAAAUUAUAGACGCUGCAAUUGAUACUAUUUCAGACUGUUUUCAAGGUGAAGGCACUGAUGACCGUGUGGAACUACAAAUCGUUAGAGCUUUAUCUAGUUGCAUUUUAGAAGAGGAUUCAAGUUCUUUAUGCCACGGUGCUUCCUUGCUAAAGGCUAUCAGAACAAUCUACAACGUUUUCGUCUUUUCGUUGAACCCAUCCAAUCAAGGUAUUGCACAGGCGACCUUGACACAAAUUAUUAGUUCGGUGUAUGAUAAAAUCGAUCUCAAACAAAGUACCUCUUCAGCAGUAUCCUUAUCGACAAAAAAUCAUCAACAACAAUCCGCCAUAGAACUUUCCGAGGCUUCUGAAAAUGCAGAAACGCCGGCUCCUUUAACUCUGGAAAAUAUGGAUAAGUUGAAUGACGAUGAGGAAAGACUAAUGGACGCUCAACAGCCUGAUUCUAUCGCCAUAACUAACCAAGAUCUAGCUGUUAAAGAUGCGUUCUUAGUGUUUAGAGUCAUGGCGAAAAUAUGUGCUAAACCUUUGGAAACAGAACUCGACAUGAGGUCACAUGCCGUCAGGUCAAAGCUUUUAUCUCUUCACAUCAUUUACUCUAUUAUCAAAGAUCAUAUUGACGUAUUCCUUUCCCACAACAUUUUUCUACCAGGAAAGGAGCGUGUGUGCUUUAUCGAUUCAAUUAGACAAUAUUUACGUCUUGUUUUAUCAAGGAAUGCUGCCUCGCCUCUAGCUCCAGUUUUCGAGGUUACUUUAGAAAUUAUGUGGCUAUUGAUUGCUAAUUUGAGAGCAGAUUUCGUGAAGGAAAUUCCAGUUUUUUUAACAGAAAUCUACUUCCCCAUUUCAGAAUUAACCACUUCCACCUCCCAACAAAAGAGAUAUUUUUUAAGUGUUAUUCAACGAAUUUGUAACGACCCAAGAACUUUAGUUGAAUUUUACUUGAAUUAUGAUUGUAACCCUGGAAUGCCAAAUGUAAUGGAAAUAACUGUUGAUUAUUUGACAAGAUUGGCUUUAACUAGGGUGGAAAUUACUCAGACUCAAAGAUCAUACUACGAUGAACAAAUAUCAAAAUCCCUGUCCACCUACAAUUUCUCACAAUUGCCCCUUUUGACUUCUUCCAACUUGUCUUCUAGUCCUGAUGUUGGUCAAGUCAAUUUACUUUUUCCACUUGAUUUUGCUCUCAAAAUGGUGUCACUAAAUUGCAUUGUGUCAGUUUUGCGUUCCUUAAGCUCAUGGGCUCACAAAGCUUUAAAUCCAAACACACACACUGCUAAUAAGGUAUUACUAAACACAACAUCUUCAGCUCGUCAAGAAUCUAGAUCAUCUUUGAGUAACGACGUAAGGUCUUCUAUUAUGACAAGUAAUGAUGACUUCAAACCAACAUAUGAAGACGAAGAAAGCAGAUCAUUGAGCAGUCAAAACAUUGACGCAGACGACCCCACACAAUUUGAAAAUUUGAAACUAAGGAAAACUGCUUUAUCGGAAUGUAUUGCUAUUUUCAACAAUAAACCCAAGAAAGCUAUUCCAGUACUUAUUAAAAAAGGAUUUUUGAAAGAUGAUUCUCCAAUUUCCAUUGCCAAGUGGUUAUUAGAAACAGAAGGCCUCGACAUGGCCGCUGUUGGGGAUUAUCUAGGCGAAGGAGACGACAAGAACAUCGCUAUAAUGCACGCAUUUGUUGAUGAGUUUGACUUCACUGGUAUGUCCAUUGUUGACGCAUUAAGGUCAUUUUUACAAAGUUUCAGAUUGCCUGGAGAAGGUCAAAAAAUUGACAGAUUCAUGCUGAAAUUUGCGGAAAGAUUUGUGGACCAAAACCCCGGAGUCUUUUCAAAGGCGGAUACUGCAUAUGUGCUUUCGUAUUCUUUGAUCAUGUUGAAUACUGAUUUACAUUCGUCACAAAUCAAAAAUAAAAUGUCUUUACAAGAGUUUUUAGAAAACAACGAAGGUAUUGACAACGGAAGAGAUUUACCAAGAGACUUCUUGGAAGGUUUGUUCAACGAAAUUGCUAACAAUGAAAUCAAGUUAAUUUCUGAACAGCAUCAGGCAAUGCUUUCAGGUGAUACCAAUCUUGUCCAACAACAGCAAUCUGCUUUCAACUUCUUUAAUUCUCGUGAUUUGACAAGAGAGGCAUAUAAUCAAGUCUCAAAAGAAAUUUCAUCUAAAACGGAAUUAGUCUUUAAGAAUUUAAACAAAAAUAAAGGAGGCCCAGACGUCUAUUAUGCUGCUUCCCACGUUGAGCAUGUUAAAUCAAUUUUCGAGACACUAUGGAUGUCCUUUUUAGCAGCUCUAACCCCCCCAUUUAAGGAUUAUGAUGACAUUGACACAACCAAUAAGUGUUUAGAAGGCUUGAAAAUAUCAAUUAAAAUUGCUUCUACUUUUAGAAUCAAUGAUGCUAGAACCUCCUUUGUAGGUGCGUUAGUCCAAUUUUGUAACCUUCAAAACCUUGAAGAAAUCAAAGUUAAAAAUGUCAAUGCAAUGGUAAUUCUUCUUGAAGUCGCGUUAUCAGAAGGAAAUUACUUGGAGGGAUCGUGGAAGGACAUUUUGCUGGUCGUGUCUCAAAUGGAAAGACUACAAUUGAUAUCCAAAGGUAUCGACAGAGAUACGGUUCCAGAUGUUGCACAAGCUCGUGUUGCAAACCCUAGAGUUUCUUACGAAUCAUCAAGAUCCAAUAAUACAUCUUUCUUUGAUGUUUGGGGCAAGAAGGCAACUCCCACAGAAUUGGCUCAAGAAAAACACCAUAAUCAAACCUUAUCACCCGAAAUCUCUAAAUUCAUUUCCUCCAGUGAAUUAGUCGUUUUGAUGGACAAUAUAUUUACCAAAAGUUCCGAGUUAUCAGGUAAUGCUAUCGUUGAUUUUAUCAAAGCUUUAACCGCUGUAUCUUUAGAAGAAAUUGAAUCAUCUGAAAAUGCUUCCACACCAAGAAUGUUUUCCUUGCAAAAAAUGGUCGAUGUAUGUUACUACAAUAUGGAUCGUAUCAAACUAGAAUGGACGCCGCUUUGGGCUGUUAUGGGAAAAGCUUUCAACAAGAUUGCUACAAACUCUAACUUAGCAGUAGUAUUUUUCGCUAUCGAUUCCCUGCGUCAAUUGUCUAUGAGAUUUUUAGAUAUUGAGGAAUUAUCAGGUUUUGAAUUUCAACAUGAUUUUUUAAAACCUUUUGAAUACACGGUUCAAAAUAGUGGCAACACUGAAGUUCAAGAAAUGAUUAUUGAGUGUUUUAGGAACUUCAUAUUGACAAAAUCGGAAAGUAUCAAAUCUGGCUGGAAGCCUAUUCUUGAAUCCUUACAAUAUACGGCUCGCUCAAGCACUGAAUCCAUUGUAUUAAAGACGCAAUUGCUGGUUAGCAAUGAUAUUGUGACAAAUCACUUCGAAAACGUAUUCUCUCAAGAAGAUGCCUUUUCUGAGUUAGUUGGUGUCUUCAGAGAAAUCACCAAAAAUAAGAGAUUCCAAAAGCUAUCUCUACAUGCUUUGGAGUCUCUAAGAAAGAUGACUCAGAACGUCGCAGACAUCUGUUUUUACAAUGAAAAUAAGACUGAAGAAGAAAGAAAACAUAACGAUGCUUUACUUCGUGGGAAAGACAUAUUCCAGGAUGUGUGGUUCCCUAUGUUAUUCUGCUUCAAUGAUACGAUCAUGACAGCUGAAGACUUAGAAGUUAGAUCACGUGCAUUAAACUAUAUGUUCGAUGCCCUAGUGGCAUAUGGUGGUAAAUUCAAUGAUGAUUUCUGGGAAAAGAUUUGUAAGAAGUUACUAUUUCCUAUUUUCGGUGUAUUAUCCAAACAUUGGGAAGUCAACCAAUUCAAUAGUCAUGAUGAUUUAAGUGUUUGGCUUUCGACCACGUUAAUUCAAGCCUUAAGGAACUUGAUUGCCCUUUUUACGCAUUACUUUGAAUCGUUGAACAGAAUGCUCGAUGGAUUUUUGGGUCUGCUGGUAUCCUGUAUUUGUCAAGAAAAUGACACUAUUGCUAGAAUUGGGAGAUCCUGCCUGCAACAAUUGAUAUUGCAAAACGUAUCUAAAUUCAAUGAGUACCAUUGGAAUCAAAUAGGUGACGUAUUCGAUAAAUUGUUUGAUUUAACCACUGCUAAUGAAUUGUUCGAUUAUGAUCCGUUACAGCAAGGAAGAAAAUCAUCUGUAUCUCAUCACCAAACAACUAAUGAUACCAGCCAACACUCAGAUGAUGAUAGCAACGACAGAAGGGAGAACGAUUCUAAUAUCAGUGAGACGGUCGAAAGAGCGCAUCAAGAAGAAUCCAGCGAAGACGUUGGUGGUGACAUGGUUGAAACACUCAAUGGGCAAACUAAGCUUAAUAAUGGCAAUUCCGUUCCGACGGUAAAGGACGAAUUGAAUCCAAAGCCCGCUAGUCUAAGUAUCCCCAAGAAAACUAAGCACAUGAAACGAAACGAAAGUAACGAAGAUAUACGUAGGAGAAUAAACAUCAAGAAUUCUAUUGUUGUCAAAUGUGUUUUACAGCUUUUGAUGAUAGAGCUGCUCAACGAAUUAUUCGAGAACGAAGAUUUUGCCCACUGUAUCCCUUACAAGGAAGCCAUUAGAAUUACAAGAUUGUUGGAGAAAUCGUACGAAUUUUCUCGUGACUUUAAUGAAGAUUAUGGGUUAAGAACAAGACUAGUAGAGGCUCGUGUAGUUGAUAAAAUACCAAACCUGUUGAAACAAGAAACGAGUGCUGCUGCAGUUCUCCUUGACAUUAUGUUUCAGUUGUAUCUGAACGAUGAUGAGAAGAAGGCUGAUUUAAUAACUCGUCUGAUCACCAUUUGCAUCCAGGUCGUAGAGGGUUAUGUUUCUUUGGAUGAUAGAACCAUGGAACGUAGUAUCAAUGCCUGGCGUUCAGUGAUAGUUGAAAUAUUACAAGGUUACUACGAAUUUGAUGAUGAAGACUUUAGACUAUACUGUCCUGCUAUGUAUGCUCUGGUGAUUCAAAUAUUAGAUAAGAGCGUUCCAACGGAGUUGAGACAUGCUAUAAAACAAUUUCUAAGCAGAGUUGGUGAAUUAUACCUUUCUACUGAUUAA
This is a messenger RNA of Saccharomyces cerevisiae S288C, 6030 nucleotides long. RefSeq names its product Arf family guanine nucleotide exchange factor SEC7 (gene SEC7). The record is from RefSeq and is marked reviewed. Gene Ontology annotation, molecular function: guanyl-nucleotide exchange factor activity. Bases 1 to 6030 code for a protein of 2009 amino acids. Gene Ontology annotation, cellular component: cytoplasm; COPI-coated vesicle membrane; ER to Golgi transport vesicle membrane. Lineage: Eukaryota; Fungi; Ascomycota; Saccharomycetes; Saccharomycetales; Saccharomycetaceae. The transcript has a single exon. Gene Ontology annotation, biological process: regulation of ARF protein signal transduction.